ACGGCACAGAAGUCGAGACUUCAGCAGCAAAUGGCGUAACGAAUGGCACUGAGAAGCAUACUGAGGCUUCGGAUGAAGAAAGUACCAAAGAACUGGAUGCUGUGGAUGAACCAGAAGCGCCCGAAUCAGAAGAUGGAGAUCCCAAAGAAU
Molecule: messenger RNA, 150 nt
Organism: Opisthorchis viverrini
Lineage: Eukaryota; Metazoa; Platyhelminthes; Trematoda; Opisthorchiida; Opisthorchiidae
Exons: 2
Source: RefSeq, a predicted model, not a curated record